UCCUAGCUGAUCCCUGCUGCUGGAGACAGCACGCCUUCUGCACAGAGCGCAGCAGAGACAGCUACCUGUAGGUGUUGGUUAUGGCUGCGAUUUAUCAAGCAGUGUAUAGAAGAGCUUCCUCUCUCUUCUGCAGGUUACACUCUACCUAUGUUAGAAAAAUGAGAUACUUAAACGAACUGAAGGAAGAUGACAGCCUUUGUAGACAAGCCCAGACCUCAGGAACUUUCUACCUCUUUCACAAUCUCUCCCCCUUCCUGCAGAAAGUUGGGAAGAAAUAUUUGGUACCGCAGCUCAGUGCAGCAGAGAUGAAAAGGAUCCUGGAGAAAUUCAAAGAGACUGAACAGUGGAUAGAGAAGUCGGUGCUGAUGGGUUGUUCAGACGAGCACGUACCACACUUUGCCCUGGAUUUAGGAGCCUUGGAGAAAUCAGUCAUUGAGUCUGAACUCAAGGGAACCUUUACUGACUUACGAAAGGCUCUCUUUGUAGUGGAUGGGAAGGAUUCUCCUUUGCUGGCUUCGGCCCAGUCCCUUCUCCGGUGGCACGAUUCCCACCAGUACUGUAGCAAAACUGGGCAGCCCACUCAGAAAAACGUAGCUGGCAGCAAGCGUGUCUGCCAUGCCAGCGGAAUAACUUACUAUCCACAGAUGUCUCCAGUUGUUAUCACCCUGGUGUCUGAUGGGAGCCGGUGCCUCCUCGCACGACAGCCCUCAUUUCCUCAGGGGAUGUACACCGCUCUGUCAGGCUUCUGCGACGUGGGUGAAAACGUGGAGGAGACAGUGCGGCGAGAGGUGGCAGAAGAGGUGGGCCUGGAGGUGGAGUCACUCUGGUACUCAGCUUCUCAGCACUGGCCCUUUCCCAGCAGCUGCUUAAUGAUAGCUUGUCACGCAUUGGUGAGAGCGCAGCAGGCUGAGAUCAGUAUGAACAGCCUGGAACUAGAGGAAGCACGCUGGUUUGGCCUGGAGGAAAUCCUGGAGGGUCUCAAGAGAGAGCCCAGAUCUUCAAAGCAAGACGAUGGUAGUUUUUUACCCUGGUUCCCUCCCAAACAGGCCAUUGCUCACCAGCUGAUUUGUGAGUGGGUUAAGCAGCAAACUUCCCAGCCAGCUUAGGCAUGACUUCAUCAAGUCUGCGAUUCUACCGGAACUACGAAAGCUCGAUACAAAAGCUUCCAAAGUUACUGAAGGCCAAGUCUGUGUUACGGUGAGGAUAGCACCAGACGGAUGGCAGUCUUACACUCAGAUACAUAGGCCUACAAAGCCAUUUCUAAACUGAUCAUCCUCAGACAAUUCUGUGUACAGUGGAUCACCUUUGAGAUCCCAUGACUUGCAGUAAAUGUACAAUAAAAUUCUUAGUCCCAAAGCAUCAAACUUAUUGUGACCAGCAAGCAACAGAAGAGUGAGCCCCUGGCACCUAUGUCCCAUUUUCCUCCAUUUUAUUCAUCUUGGGCGGAUAUCAAAUGCACAAUUUUUCCAGAAAAAAAUGAAGGGACAGUGGCACCUUUCAGUGUUUGCAUUUAUAUGGAUCUGGAAGAACUAUCAAAAAAGCAGAAAAAAAGUCACUGCCUGUAUGCUCUCCCCUUCUUCUGUUUCCCUUCCCAUUCAGUCUUCCAGUUGCAUAUAAAACAUCCUAUUUUUUUGGAAAAUUUUAAGUGGGCUCCUACUUCUUUGAGAUCUCUGAGCAACUAAAAAUAUCUCUAGAGGCACCAUUUUUCUCACCAGUAAGACAGUGUUACUUCCACCCCAAGGAAGACAGAACAGAGCUACCUGGUGGUAGAGAGUGGAAGAGCAAAACCUACAUAUAUGCAUAUUAGAAGAACCCAGAUAAUGCAAAGGUGAGAGGAAUUGCUGCAAGAAAGGACUGCACUUCCAACAGAGAAAAAUCCUGAGAGGCACAAUGCCUCCUACCCUGUGCCAAAAGUCUGUGGCUUGCCUGGAGAGCUCGUCUUGUUUUAUUGAUGAAAUGGUAUCACUUCUCUGGAGGGAGAGCGACAAAGAGACAGUCUGGGCAAGGAAAGCUUAGUAAAAGAGACAGAUGGAAGGAUGUUUGAUCUGCUGCUGAUUCAGGCUGACAGUCCUUUCUGCCUACUUGGCCAGAGUUUAAAUGCCCAGAUUGCAAAGCCAUCAGUCCAGAUACUUGAAGGGGGAACAGGAAUGUAUCACUGACUGCCACCGUUAGGAUUCACUGCAGGUGAAAGACCUUUUGAGCAAUGGUAAAAAUCUGGAGUCAUGACACCUGAGCAAUAAGUAAAAAAGAAGGCUAUCUCACACCGUUGAGGCAUGCUUUGUUUCCUCAGGUUAAUUUUAUUUUAGGAGGUUGGGAGGGGAUUCUUUCAGGCCAUGGUGGCAUGU
This is a messenger RNA of Gavia stellata (red-throated loon), 2345 nucleotides long. It is a transcript of the gene NUDT13, whose product is annotated as nudix hydrolase 13. The transcript has 9 exons. Bases 81 to 1106 code for a protein of 341 amino acids. Lineage: Eukaryota; Metazoa; Chordata; Aves; Gaviiformes; Gaviidae. The record is from RefSeq and is a predicted model, not a curated record. Gene Ontology annotation, molecular function: metal ion binding; hydrolase activity.